Molecule: messenger RNA, 4134 nt
Organism: Lethenteron reissneri (Far Eastern brook lamprey)
Lineage: Eukaryota; Metazoa; Chordata; Hyperoartia; Petromyzontiformes; Petromyzontidae
Product: disabled homolog 2-interacting protein-like
Source: RefSeq, a predicted model, not a curated record
GAUGUCUUAUGUAACGUAGUUGUCUUUGGCUUUGACUUCAAUUGUCUUCAUUCUCGUACUUGAGGUUAUUGCUUUCGUCAUUUCGGUGACCGAGGUCGUCACUCUUGUAAAUGAGACUAUCCCCAUACAGACCAGCCGCCCCUGCUGCCAGAGGAAUGUUUUAUUUCAUUAAGCGGAAAGACCAAAUUUUAUUUGUGUGAAAGCUUCAGAUGACAGAUUGAGCUCUCUCCUUGUUUCUCCCUCUAGGCUCACAGACCGACAAGAUAUCUGCCCAACCCAGCCAUGAAUCCUCUGCAACGGCAAGACCACCAACAUUCACGUCAAUUUCACCAGCGAGCGACGGGUGCAGGUCGGGCAUCGCCUGCCAGCUCGCCGUGGGCCAAGGCUACAGCUACGACGCCAGGCGGAGAUGAUGCGCCCGAUGGAGUCAGCGCCACGCCGCUGCCAGGGCCGCGCAGGCGGCUGCCGGAGGUCCCGCACCCAGCGCGUCGGACACUGCUGCUGAUCGCGGCGAGGCGCAACAGCCGCGGACGCCCCAUGCCGCUGGGACCUGGCGGACGAGUUGACGCAUCCAGGAGCCUCUUCCCUCGCAGCCCAGCCAGUAAGCGGGGAGAUGCUGCAGGAGGAAGUAGGGGCUCGGUGUCUUCCUCGCUACUCCUGCCCACUGUCGGAAUGCUGGCUUGGGAUCCCAGACAUGUCUCUUGGCCCGUCGUGUCGGCUCACUUCACUGCAGCCGUAUUGGUCGCAGUUUUCCAAGUGGUUAAAGCUGAGCAGGCACAGAGGUCGCCGGGUGGCCGAGAAUUCUCCAGGACGGAGAGCGGUGGCGACAGUGCCGGCAUUUGCCGGAGCCUGUGCAUGAUCAGUCCGCCGCCCCCGCUGCCUCCACCACCGCCUCUGCGCAAACACAAGCCCAGGGAACCACCGCCAUUGCCCCUACCAAACCCAACCAGAGGGCCUGUGAUAGAAGACAGCCAGUGGCUGGAAUUGGUCGUUUUCCUGGUGGUGGGUGGCGUGAUUCUCUUAGCCAUCAUCCUAUUGGUCACCAUCUGCUACAAGGCCAUCCGGAGGAAACCGUUACAUAAGGAGGAGAAUGGAGGGAACCAGGCUGAGUCUGCAGCUCCAAUGCCAGAUGACAAAACUACUGAAGCCAACAACACUGUAGCUUGACCAGAAGAGAGAAAAUCACACGAAACAAAAAUCAAAGGACAAUGAUAAGGAUUCGCCACAAUAGCCUUGUCAUCUAGGACGCUUAGAUGCCCUUUCGCACUUACGAGAGCCCGUCAAGGAAGGCAUUUCCCGAGGGCUGACAUUCUGACGAAUGGUGCAAAUACGCAUGCGAGUUGAGGAAAUGUCAAGGAUAAAUUCUGCAGACCGAGCGUACAGUGUAUAAAUCAUUCAAACGACUCCGUGCCAAGCUUUCCCAUCCUCAGAACAGACCGACGUAUUUUGCCUCCCGCUUAAUAUAUGAAAGUGUCCCUGAGUUGUCGUUAUUUAUGCGCUGUCAAGCCUGCGGAAAUACCCCUCGUUUCUUUUUUAGCAAAGUUAUAAAUAAUGAUUUAAUUUCGUCACGUUUCCACUUGAGUUCUUCCAAUAUAAGUUCACGGUGCUUCAAAUGCCUCCUUAGAUGUGUUUUCCCAAUCACAAGUCUGAUUACAUAGUGAAAGAAUUUCCAACUGAAAUCUUGCUUGAGCACGUUUGGCCCAUACACCAUAACUUGUGUUUGGCAAAGAGCUGAAUUGUGAGACAGUAUUUUGCCGUGGCCGAUGAGUGUUAAGGAAGGAGAGCGCUUGCCAAUGAUCUGUUGCAAAAGUGAUGAUUUCAUUAUCCAUUUCCUGAUGUGCUCACACAUGUCUGGGUGAAUACUUUUAGAAUGCAUGUGCUUAGGGUCACCACACACCAUGGCACUUGAAACAAAGUGAAAUAGUUCCUGAGCUUUCCCAGUUGAUUUCAUGAAAACGAGAGAUGACUACAAUGACAAGCAUGCGAGACAUCUUAUAUAAUUUGUCAUCUCUUUUUCAUGUGCAAACUAUGAGCAUUUUAAUCAAUUUUACUCACUUACUGAAGACACAGUGGGCCUGCCUUUUAAAAGUUUGCCUAAAAUAAACAUUUACAAAAAUAAAUUCUGCUAACAAUCGGGUUUAUGAGGCUAGCUUCUCAUAAGGAGCAACCAAGGGGAGAUUGACAUUCAAGGCGGCGAGCGUGUACAUUGAGAAUCGCAUGUUGAGUCAGAAGCGAUCAUAAUAAUAAUAUAUGAAUAUUCAAACGUGUCAGACCACUGCUGGAUGAAGGCCUCGUCAUGCCAAUAUUGGUGACGGGAGUUGUUUGAACCAGACUUCACAACGCCGGUCGAUGCGAGUUGGCCAAGAGUGGAGAGGUGACUUAGGUCGGGUUCAGAUCGCCACUACCGAUGUUAGCCAUGGUAGAGAAUCCAACGCAGGCUGCCGGCUUCACCGUUGCAGCACGCGAGUCGCUGCGCCGCCGCUCCACCGUCGUGGGUAUGCGUACGUAUUUGUGAGCCUGUGUGUGUGUGUACUUAGAAACCGUGUGUGCGUCAGUGUCACUGAAACGCGUUCCUAUUGUAACGCAAGCUAAAGUUGUGCCUCCCCUGCCAACUGCUCUGAAAAUCAAGGUGAGAUUUUUGUUUUAAGAUGGGAGGAGAGCGCCAACAAUUUGUUUGCUGGUGCUCUCCAUGGGUAUGGAUCACGCUGUACACCCGAUAUUCUGAAGGUGAGCUCGUUGAAUUGUUACUUAUAUUUUUUCCAUCUCAGAGAAAAAGAAAACUCAUCACUUGUCUCUAUCCUUUGUAUGACUGCUGGAGUAGCUGCAAUUGCGAGGAAUGCAUCAUGAGUGAAGUACAAUGUCACAUUUCCGACUUGCUUGGAACUGAAAUAAUGGUUGCCACCUGCGCAGACAGUCUGGGAAUUGGCGUCUGUGUGUUUGUGGCAGGAAUUAAUUUGCACUGAUAUCUGGUGGUGUUGUGUUGAACUUUAUUUACAGUCGAAUGCACAGUGCUGACCGACAAAUAUACCCGGGUUUGGUCUGUGGAAAAGGUGACAGACCUCGAUCAGAACAUCUACGUAAAAUUACAGGAUAUUGAACAAAUAUGCCACUCAAGACUGCUUUAAGCACGCUUAACUGUGGCUUUAUAAGCGGGUGUGCACGAGAUUAACGAUACAUGUCAAGUGAUUCAUUGCUCAAAUCAGCAUUGAGGCGUUGUCAUCUCCUUUUGAGAGCCUUAAACCCAAAUUAUGGAAAUUCCACAUUCCUAUGAUGGGGGUGAGUUUCUCCAUAGGACAACUGCUGUUGGCUUUCACACAAAGUGGUACUCGUAUUAAUUACCCUGGAGGGGUGAUAGGCUGAGUCAAGAUUCCAGCGACCUGCUCCCUGUCCCUCGUGUUUGCGAGCCACUCACUGAGCCGACCUGGCUGAGGAAUGCACGACCCUACACGACACGUUUGGAUUUGUGAACAUCGAUAGGAAAGGACUGUUACACCAAAUGCAAAUAUUGUAUUGGGUGUGGGUGGUUAAUUGGUCAGAUAUGCGACGAGGAACUGUACCAAAGAUUGUCACUAUUUCACCAAACCUGGACAUUUCUCAGCACGAGGUACAUCAAACAUUGCAAUAUUAUGGAAUAAAAUUCAACACAAACCCAGUCCCAGAUUUCGGUUACAAAUCAGUUCCUACCAUCCGAACACAGAUGCCCAAUUCCCGGACAGGUGGCAACCCAAACGGUACCUAGAGUAUUUGUGUAAUGUCCUGCAAUGCAUUGUGCCAAGACGCAGAGUUUAACCGUGGAGACGGCACGGUGGUUCUGGCUGGGGUCGGGCCCUGAGGUCCAUGGGCGUCGUGGAGGAGCUCAUCUACUCGAGGUUGUGCAAAGCCACGCAGGGAACCCCCGGCUCGAUUUGUGUUUACAACGGAAAUGCAAUUUGGAACGUGGUGCGGUCUUAAUGUUCAACUUCAACGUAUAUACUUAUCCACUAAAUGUACAUUUGCCAAACAUGUACAUGAUAACUUUAUACAAUUUAUUAGAGGAAAUGCUAAUUGUAAAUUGUGUAAAGUAUUCAUUUUUUUCAAAGCUAAUGUGGCAAGAAAGUUUCAAACAUUAUUUAUAUAUUAAAACUCUACAACAUC